Molecule: messenger RNA, 2283 nt
Organism: Penicillium alfredii
Lineage: Eukaryota; Fungi; Ascomycota; Eurotiomycetes; Eurotiales; Aspergillaceae
Product: bifunctional anthranilate synthase/indole-3-glycerol-phosphate synthase
Exons: 1
Coding region: 1-2283 (760 amino acids)
Biological process (GO): L-tryptophan biosynthetic process
Cellular component (GO): cytosol
Molecular function (GO): phosphoribosylanthranilate isomerase activity; anthranilate synthase activity; indole-3-glycerol-phosphate synthase activity
Source: RefSeq, a predicted model, not a curated record
AUGGCGGAUCUUGUCGACCACUCCCCCCACCAUCCCACCAAAGCUGCCCGGCUGGCCAGCGCCUCCAAUGUCAUUCUAAUCGACAACUACGAUUCAUUCACGUGGAAUGUCUAUCAAUAUCUUGUGUUGGAGGGAGCCACGGUGACUGUUUUCCGCAAUGAUGAAGUUUCCGUCGAGGAUUUGAUCGCCAAGAAGCCCACUCAGUUGGUGAUUAGUCCCGGUCCUGGUCACCCGGCGACCGAUGCGGGGAUCAGCAACGCUGCGAUCAAGCAUUUCAGUGGGAAGGUUCCGGUAUUCGGUGUGUGUAUGGGUCAGCAAUGCAUCAUCUCGUCGUUUGGUGGCAAAGUGGAUAUCACUGGCGAGAUCCUGCACGGUAAGACGUCGGUGCUGAAGCAUGACUCCAAGGGUGUCUACGCAGGAUUGCCAGCCGGUCUCUCAGUCACCCGCUACCACUCGCUUGCGGGAACCCAUUCGACAAUUCCGGAGUCCAUGGAAGUGACCUCGUGGGCGGAACUGGAAGAUGGCAGCGGCAAAAGCGUCAUCAUGGGCGUGAGACACAAGGAAUUUGCAGUGGAGGGUGUCCAGUUCCACCCAGAGAGCAUUUUGACAGAGCAUGGGCGAACAAUGUUCCGUAACUUUCUCCAACUCACUUCCGGCACUUGGGACCAGGGCAAACAGGGUAGCUCAAUCCCCAAAGCUGCGGCCCCUGGGGGCAAGAAAGCGUCUAUCCUGGAGAAAAUCUACGAUCAUCGCAGAAAUGCCGUGGCCGAGCAGAAGAAAAUCCCGGCUUUGCGACCAGAUUCCCUCCAGGCCGCAUAUGAUCUGAACAUUGCACCACCGCAAAUGCCUUUCGCUGCGCGUCUGAGGCAGUCGGACUAUCCCCUUUCCCUUAUGGCGGAAAUCAAGCGGGCUUCGCCAUCAAAGGGCAUCAUAUCUGCGGACGUCUGCGCUCCUGCUCAGGCACGGGAGUAUGCCAAGGCCGGGGCGAGCGUUAUUUCCGUGCUCACAGAGCCCGAAUGGUUCAAGGGUACCAUCGAUGAUCUGCGAGCCGUUCGCCAGAGCUUGGAGGGUCUUACCAAUCGACCGGUGGUUCUGCGAAAGGAGUUUGUUUUCGACGAGUAUCAAAUUCUUGAGGCCCGACUGGCUGGAGCUGAUACCGUCCUGCUGAUCGUGAAGAUGCUCAGUGUCGAGCUUCUUACGAGGCUAUACCACUACUCUCGCAGUCUCGGAAUGGAGCCUCUCGUUGAAGUGAACACCCUAGAGGAAAUGAAAAUUGCCGUCGAACUCGGGUCAGAGGUCAUCGGUGUCAACAACAGAGAUCUUACGAGUUUCGAAGUCGAUCUUGGAACAACAAGUCGCCUGAUGGAUCAGGUACCUGAGAGCACCAUCGUGUGUGCUCUCAGCGGUAUCUCCGGUCCCAAGGAUGUGGAGGCUUAUAAGAAGGAAGGUGUCAAGGCUAUCCUUGUUGGGGAGGCUCUGAUGCGGGCACCGGACACCUCUGCCUUCGUCGCCGGGCUUUUGGGAGAGUCCGCUAAAGAAGUUUCGGCGGCCUCACCCAAUUCGCCGCUGGUCAAAAUCUGCGGCACUCGAUCCGAAGAAGCCGCUCAAGCCGCGAUCCAAGCUGGGGCCGACUUAAUCGGCAUUAUCAUGGUUCAAGGCCGGUCGCGGCUUGUUCCAGACGACGUGGCCCUACGCAUCUCUCAAGUGGUCAAGUCAACCCCUCGCCCUGGGGCUCAGUCGAGUGAUCCCUCUCCACAAAUAGCGAAGGCGACUCCUUCAGAAUGGUUCGAUCACUCGAUCACUGUCUUGUGCCACCCUUCCCGUGCACUGCUUGUGGGAGUUUUCAUGAACCAGCCACUGCCAUAUGUUCUUGCUCAACAGCAAAAGCUGGGACUUGACGUGGUACAACUUCACGGCUCAGAACCUAUAGAAUGGGCAAGCUUGAUCCCGGUGCCGGUGAUCCGCAAAUUUGCACCAGGAGAUACGGGAAUUGCACGCAGGGCUUACCAUACUCUUCCAUUACUGGAUUCUGGGGCUGGUGGCUCCGGUCAGCUUCUGGAGGAGUCCGGCGUGCAAAAGGUACUUGAAAGUGACGAGGGACUGAGAGUAAUCCUAGCCGGUGGGCUCAAUCCGGACAAUGUUGUCGACACGGUAAAUAAACUGGGCAAGCUUGGGCAGAAGGUGGUGGGAUUGGAUGUCAGCUCUGGAGUGGAAACGAGCGGCUCGCAGGAUCUUGAGAAGAUCAGGGCCUUUGUGAAAGCAGCGAAAAGUGUUCGGCAAUGA